UCAGUGCGAAGCGAGGCGGCGAAGAGUCAGCACUGCCGCGACGCGACCCGGCCGAGGGAGACACUUUCUCCGGAAGGGACACUUUCUCGGCGUGCGGGGCUGCGGCCAAUAGCGGCGCGAUGGCCGACUCGUGCAGCUCCAUCGCCGAGUUCUUCCGCGGCCGCAGCGUGCUGGUCACAGGCGCCACGGGCUUCAUGGGCAAGGUGCUGGUGGAGAAGCUGCUGCGCUCCUGCCCGGACCUGGCCGCCAUCUUCCUGCUGAUGCGGCCCAAGCACGGCAGCGACGUGCGCGCGCGCCUGCGCGACCUCACCAGCAUCCAGUUGUUCGACUGGCUGCGCAAGGAGCGACCCUCCUCGCUGGACAAGCUGGUGCCCUUGUGCGGCGACAUCACGUGCCCGGAGCUGGGCAUUAGCCCCGCUGACCAGGCCACACUCAUGGAACACGUGUCGGUGGUUUUCCACUCGGCAGCCACCGUCAAGUUCGACGAGGCGCUUAAGUUGUCUGUCGCCAUGAACAUUACCGGCACCAAGCGGUUGGUACAGCUCUGCCACAAGAUGAGCAAGCUGGAGGCGCUGGUGCACGUGUCCACGGCCUACUGCAACUGCAACCGCCCGGAGGUGGGCGAGAUGGUGUACCCGCCGCCCGCAGACCCGGAGACCAUCAUGCAGUACGCCGAGUGGAUAGACCAGGAUCUGCUGGAAGCCAUCACGCCCAAGAUCAUUGGCAACCGGCCCAACACGUACACGUUCACCAAAGCGCUGGCCGAGCACGUGCUGGUCGAACAGAGCCGCGGUCUGCCCAUCGCCAUCGUGCGGCCGUCCAUAGUGACGGCGGCGUGGAAGGAGCCGAUCCCGGGCUGGGUGGACAACCUGAACGGGCCGACGGGCCUGCUGGCAGGCGCCGGCAAGGGCGUGCUGAGGACCAUCCUGUGCUACCGCGACCUGGUGGCCGACCUGGUGCCCGUCGACAUCGCCAUCAACCUGCUCAUCUCCGUCGCCUGGCACACCGCCACCGCCAGGCCCAACAACAUAAUAGUGUACAACUGCACAUCUGGAAGCUUAAAUCCGGUGCGGUGGCGAGAGCUCGAGGAGAUAGGCUACCAGUACAUCCUGAAGUACCCAUUCAACAAUGUGCUGUGGUACCCGGGUGGCAGCUUCAAGAACAGCCGGCUGGCGAACUCCGUGUGCACAGUCGUCUUUCACACCAUCCCAGCUCACCUACUGGACCUGGCAGCCCGGCUCGCUGGCAGGAAACCCAUCAUGGUGCGCGUGCACAACAAGCUGCAGCGCGCCAUCGCGUGCCUCGAGUUCUUCACGACCCACGAGUGGCGGUUUGCGAGCGACAACGUUGCGCGCCUGCUGGCGAGGCUGCAGCCGCGUGACCGCGCCACCUUCAACUUCGACGUGGCGCAGCUGGACUGGGGCGAGUACUUCGAGCAGUACGUGGUGGGCACGCGCCACUUCGUGCUCAAGGAGGACCCCAGCACGCUGUCUGCCGCGCGGGUGCACCUGCGCAAGAUGCUUUGGAUGCACCGAGUGACACAAUUUCUAUUGGUUGCAAUAGUUUGCCGUUUACUUGUGACGAACUCUAGUCUCGCACGACAGACAUGGUUUUCGUUUUUCGAAUUGGUUUUACGACUUGUAAGGUUGCUGCCUUUCAUUCAAAAAACGUGAAAUUGAAAAAAAAUAGACAUACGUGACGUAAACCUAGUGCCAUUGCAAAGUUAGAGACCAUAUCAUUUCGCAGUAUUAUUGACCAUCAGGAUAGACUUUACCAUCCUACACAAACUGGAGCAUCACUCAGCCCAAGGAGUAUAGAAGUAAACAGAGAUUUCCCUUGCAGCUUAAACAUAAUUCCUAGUUUUUUUCUCUGGAAUUUGUCACUUAUGAUUCUUCACUACUAACCACACAGCAUAAAUUCAAAGAAAAUAAGUUUUGUCCCGAAUUAUAUCAGGGUCUAGGGUAUUUUAGAAUUCUUCAGGUUUACGAUGUAGGAAAAUUUAAUACAUUUAAUUUUAUAGGUCUGAAUAAAUUAUCAUCUAAUUUGUAUUUUUUAUUUCUUGAUAUCCAUGAAAUAAAACUUAAGGAUUUUUUAAGAUUAGAGACAGAAGGUGGUGUUCGUUGGUGGUCUAAAACAAUGCUAAGUUAAACUAGUUGUUUCACAAUACGUAACUAUCUUUGGCUCAUAAAAUCGUGAUAUUCAUUUACACAAAUACCCAUCUAAUGCAAUACACACAAUUUGGCUUUAUUUGAAGUGGUAGCUAAAAACACCACAGAUACGCAAAUGGGAAUGUACCAUUAACUGUGCCUUCAAGAAUAAACUUUUACAUUCAAACACACAUGAUCACACAAAAAUUAACAUAAAUGUUGGUAUUUAAACAUAAAUAUUUACUGAGGUCUCCUGAUUCCUCUACACUUAGGCACUACACAUUAAUUAAUAGUUAGGCAUCCUAUUUAUUAUUUUAAAUAUACAUAUUAGACAGGCAUAUCCAAUGCAAAACACAACAAAAUUUUAACAAAUGAGAUUUAAAAAACAAGGAUGAGAACCUGAUGUUGUAAAAUUUGUUGAUUCACUUAUUUAUUAAAAUAAAAUUUCUUAAGUAGUUAACUCAACACUAAAAUGUUGUACAAUUCAAAAUAAUUAUAUUAAGAAAGUAUAAUCACAGUUUGUUCACAAGUCAUAUUAUUCCAAAUUAUUUAUAAUUCCGCUCUGAAUGUGAAUGAUGUUCUGAUGUUGGUAAAGAUGGAAUCCUUAGCGUAGAGUAAGUGCAUCAUAGGCCCAGGCUCAGCUUUGAGCACUUGUUUGGCUCGGCUCGACUCGGAACCGGCCGUCUCGGAACAGUACACGCCAACGUCCGCACGCUUUAUCGGCAUUACUCAGGCGGUUCCUUCAGUCACACACAGCUGCCGAAAAGGUCGUCAUACAAGUCAGGUAGUGGUGCACAUUGUUAAAAUGAGAAUUUCGUACAAUGAAGAGGACGUUAUGAUUGUGGUUCCGCGUGAUGGGUUAAAUGGGGAGGGCAGAAAUAUUGACAAGAGAGUAUAUAAAAACCUUUAAUAUGUAAAUUAACAGUAAUAACAAUAAUAAUAAUGAUUAACCCAUUUAUAAUAAUGAUAACUAGGAGAAAAAUUCGGAGUAUGUUCGUAUGGUGUAUGGUCAAAAAUUCAUGAGCCAGUCUCGUAUGUGUACACCUUUGACAGAAUAUUAUUUUCUUGUUAUGGUGGGCCAGGUGGAACCAAGCAGUUGAAAUACAUAACAUUAAUUAUCAUACAAACAUAUUGGGUCAAGAUCGUCUAUAAAAUACUGUAAUUUCUUCGUACUAUUUUGAUGACAAGAAAUAUUUUUACAGGCGAAUUUAUUUUCUGAUGAAUCAUGGGUAUACUGUAAUGCAACAUCUGCUAUUUCAUUGGCCCAGUCUAUUAUAUUCUGCAACUGGAAAGAGCCAGCAAAAGUGAAUUUUGCGGAUACAAAGAUAGCUUGUUGAAACCUAAGAAACAGUCACAUUUCCCCAUGAUAAAUCGUCAUCCCAGUUACCCUGUUGAUGGGACCAAUUCCGUAUGCUAGAGAAACUUAUAACAGUUUUGAAUCUAGUCUGCUGGUCUGAAAUAAUGUGACAAGAUAAGGUCUCUGUACAUCAUCUGAAGCUUUCUGUCUUCUCUUGAACGUUGUGUUUGAAGAAAAUUGGAUGUAACACCAAGAUUACUAUUUUUGCAAUUAUUUUUAUAAUAAAAUGUUCAGCAUGCAAUAUAUUGUUCUAAAAUAAAACACAUAUAGGGAUGUUUAUGUAACAAAAUACACUAUGUUUUGUGGUGAGUGGAAUAUAGAAUAACAGCUGCCACUGCCAUACUUAACUCAGCAAGCGGAAACUGGCAGAAAGUAUUGCUCGAUAGCAUGGAUAAUUAAACUAUGGUUUCGACCAAUUCUUGAGUGGCGUUGUACUGCAUGAUGGUUGUUAAAAUAACUCAUAUAUUACCGAAAGUAAUGUCAUUAAAUGUAGUUGAAAACACCGUAUAUGCCAACAGAAAUGAUCAGAAAACUGUAUAGUCAAAAAAUGUUUGGCAGUUUUUUAUCAGAACUUGUAAAUAAAAAUGAUCAAGAAUAAAUUGUUACAUGUUUCACAGUGAAUUUAACAAAAUAAUGUUUCAAAAGUUUUAUUCCAAAGUGAAAUGUAUAGAACAUAAAAAUAAACUGCUGUUUUGCUACGAAUACUCAUGAUAAAA
Bacillus rossius redtenbacheri is the source of this 4220-nucleotide messenger RNA. RefSeq names its product putative fatty acyl-CoA reductase CG5065. Gene Ontology annotation, biological process: long-chain fatty-acyl-CoA metabolic process. The transcript has 9 exons. NCBI's taxonomy places the organism in Eukaryota, Metazoa, Arthropoda, Insecta, Phasmatodea, Bacillidae. Gene Ontology annotation, molecular function: alcohol-forming very long-chain fatty acyl-CoA reductase (NADP+) activity. The record is from RefSeq and is a predicted model, not a curated record. Bases 120 to 1673 code for a protein of 517 amino acids. Gene Ontology annotation, cellular component: peroxisome.